Messenger RNA from Scaptodrosophila lebanonensis, 516 nucleotides. It is a transcript of the gene rtv, whose product is annotated as protein quiver. The coding region runs from base 7 to 462 and encodes 151 amino acids. Gene Ontology annotation, biological process: sleep; regulation of synaptic transmission, cholinergic; positive regulation of voltage-gated potassium channel activity. NCBI's taxonomy places the organism in Eukaryota, Metazoa, Arthropoda, Insecta, Diptera, Drosophilidae. The record is from RefSeq and is a predicted model, not a curated record. The transcript has 3 exons.
GCAAUAAUGCAGACUAGUGCACUCAUUUUUGCUGUGAUAAUUUUUAUAAGCGCGAAUGCGCCCCAAAUAAAUGCGUUACUGCGUCGCUGCUACCAUUGCCGAUCACGCGGCGAUCUAGGCAGCUGUCGCGAUCCCUUUCUCUUCAACGCCACCGACGUGGAACGCGAGCCUGGAGUAGCGGCCGUGCCCUGCGCCAGCGGCUGGUGCGGCAAGGUGAUCGAAGGCGGUGGCACCUAUGCCGUCGACGACUACGAUUUGGCCAUUCAGCGCAUGUGCGUCCAGCGGGGGCCCGACGAUAAUAUGGAUCGUUGUGCGGACACCGUCUUCAAUUACAAAAAAGUCCAUAUGUGCUUUUGUCAGGGAGAUCUGUGCAAUGGCAGCGACUCAAUUAUGGGUGCGAAACAGCUUCCCCUACUCCUAUUCUCUACGUUGGUUGCAAUGCGCCUGAGCGCGCUUUUUUAGCUGAAAAUGCAAUCCUUCAUUUACUGCUGCCCAUUUGCUGAGACUGCGCCCAAC